Messenger RNA from Somion occarium, 1772 nucleotides. The record is from the annotation of a GenBank genome assembly. Lineage: Eukaryota; Fungi; Basidiomycota; Agaricomycetes; Polyporales; Cerrenaceae.
AGCCACCACUCUACUUCACCCUUGCCAUCCUAUACACACUCCCUUGAGUUCUCUUUUCCCCGUCUGGUAUCUUCACCCGCAAGGGCAGCCUUCUAUAUAGCCACUGAAUAGUUUUGAAUUUUUGCUGCUGUUAUGUCCCUCAGAGGAUGUUUGCGACACUCCAGCAUUGUCCGAACUCGGACCCGGACCUUACAUCCUAGAAUUCGAUCUGUUCAGACACAACCACGAUAUGACUAUGUUCCACCAGACGAGGACCCCGACAAUUCGUUGUACAGUACCCCAGCAGGCAUGGCAACUCCUCGACAGCUGGUACGAUACCUUGACGAGUAUGUCAUUGGCCAGGAGAAUGCAAAGAAAGUGCUCUCUGUCGCCGUGUUCAAUCAUUAUAACCGGGUGCGCGCGAACCUGUCAAUGAUGCAAGACGAAGAGGCAGAGCAAGGUUGGGAUAAUUUGCCAUCCGAAGACCCACGCUACGCUGCGGUUGCACCGGCAUCCAUCCAUCCUCAUCCAUACAGGAUGCCUUUGCCCUCCAUGCCGCUACGUUCGCGGCAUGCUUUCCCUCUGUUUGAGAAAAGUAAUGUUCUCGUAAUAGGACCAACCGGUUCAGGCAAGACCUUACUGGCCAAGACACUAGCCAGAGUGCUCGAUGUGCCGUUCUCCGUGAGCGAUGCAACGUCAUUUACUCAGGCAGGAUACGUGGGCGAUGACGUAGAUAUGUGCAUACAACGACUACUCCAAGCUGCCAAUUGGGAUCCACAACGUGCUAGCAUGGGGAUAGUCUACAUAGACGAAGUCGAUAAGAUCGCUAAGAAAAAUGGCCCAGGGGGAACAGAGGGCAACCGCGAUGUCGCAGGCGAAGGCGUUCAACAGGCUCUCCUCAGAAUGAUGGAAGGUUCCGUUGUGACCGUUCAAGCCAAGGGAGGUGCAGAAGCCUCACCAAUCGGCGGAGAGAGUCGGUCCAGGCCACCACAUCGUAACCUGAACGUGGGUGGACCGAGACCGGAUUCGUACUCAAUAGACACCUCGAAUGUUCUUUUCAUCCUCAGUGGAGCAUUCGUUGGAUUAGACACGGUCAUCAAGCGUAGGGUAUCCAAAGGUUCCAUAGGAUUCACUGCCAACCUUGCCUCGAAAAGCGAAGAUGAUGAAGUCAACAGUUUCAUGCCAUUCUUCACUCCGAAUAAACGUUCGAUACCAAACGUUCUUGACCAUGUGGAACCUUCAGAUCUCGUGAAAUAUGGUUUUAUACCCGAGUUCAUCUCACGGUUACCUUCUCUAGCAACUCUCGCUCCGCUAACACCUGAAGAUCUCCGUCGUGUGCUAACAGAAGUCAGAGGCUCUCUCGUGUCACAGUACACUGCACUUUUCGGAUAUUCUGGUGUAGAGAUUCGAUUCACCGGAUCAGCUUUAGACGAAAUCUGUCACAAGGCUGCCGAAAGAGGUGGUGGCGCUAGGGGCUUGAGAGGAAUUAUGGAAUCGUUACUCUUGGAGCCAAUGUACGAGGUUCCUGGCUCGACGGUUAGGCACGUUUUGAUCACCGACGCUGUUGUUCGUGGUGAGGAAUCUCCUUUGUAUUGGCGCAAAGGCGAAGCACCUGCAUUUUGGGCUGCAUGGGCGGAAGAAGAGGAAAAACGGUCAUCACGUGCUCCCUCAUAACAGAUUUCCUGUAUACUGUAGUAGCUGGAUGAUAUCAUUGUAGUAGUAUGUGGAAGCCUGGAAGUGUAUCUUGAUAUUGUCGGAACAAGGACGCUCAGGAAGCCAGUACAAGAGUUAUC